This is a messenger RNA of Myotis davidii, 1350 nucleotides long. Its product is annotated as prostaglandin F synthase 1. Gene Ontology annotation, molecular function: aldose reductase (NADPH) activity; steroid dehydrogenase activity; ketosteroid monooxygenase activity. Gene Ontology annotation, cellular component: cytosol. The coding region runs from base 283 to 1350 and encodes 355 amino acids. Gene Ontology annotation, biological process: steroid metabolic process. The record is from RefSeq and is a predicted model, not a curated record. Lineage: Eukaryota; Metazoa; Chordata; Mammalia; Chiroptera; Vespertilionidae. The transcript is spliced from 8 exons.
GAGCCCAGGGUGAGCAAUGCUGGAGAGACAGUCCCAACUCCUGUAGUGUGCGUGACAUUUAUAUACUCUUUUUUUCUCUUUCUGGGAUCUGAGCCUGCCCAGACCUGGAAGAAGUACAAAGUGAUUAAUUGGUUUCCUUGUGGAAUCUGGGCAGUGGCAAUCCCAGCCCCUCCUCACUGGUGGUUGGCAGAAAUAAAUGAAGCUGGAGCCGCGCCUUCCAUUUGGCUUGCAGUCAGGAAAAGGAAGGAAAGCCAGCCAGCUUAGCCAGGACUGUAAACGGAGAUGGACCCCAAACGUACUCACUCUGUGAAACUGAAUGAUGGGCACUGCAUGCCUGUGCUUGGAUUUGGCACUCUUGCUUCGGAAGGUGUUCCUAAGAGCAAGGCUGCUGAGGCAACCAAAGUGGCAAUCGAUGUAGGUUUCCGUCACAUUGAUGCAGCAUAUGUCUAUGAAAAUGAGGAGGAGGUCGGCAAGGCACUUCGAGAGAAGAUUGCGGAUGGCACUGUGAAGAGAGAGGACCUAUUCUACACCACCAAGCUUUGGUGUACUUUCUUUCGACCAGAAUUGGUUCGACCUGCCCUGGAGAGAUCACUGAAGAAACUUCAACUGGACUACGUAGAUCUAUUCAUCAUUCAUGUGCCAAUACCUAUGAAGCCUGGAGAGGAGCUUAUGCCUAAAGAUGCCAAUGGGAAAAUUAUUUUAGAGACAGUGGACCUGCGUGACACCUGGGAGGCUCUGGAGAAGUGUAAGGAUGCAGGUUUAACCAGGUCCAUUGGGGUGUCCAAUUUCAAUCACAAACUGCUGGAGAUGAUCCUGAACAAGCCAGGCCUCAAGUACAAGCCUGUCUGCAACCAGGUGGAAUGUCACCCGUAUCUCAACCAGAGCAAACUCUUGGAAUUCUGCAAGUCCAAGGACAUUGUUCUUGUUGCCUACAGUGCCCUGGGGUCCCAAAAAGACCCAAACUGGGUGGAAAAGGAUAGCCCCGCUCUCUUGGAGGAGCCGAUCUUGAAGACCAUUGCCAAGAAACACAAUAGAAGUCCAGGGCAGGUGGCCCUGCGUUACCAAGUGCAGCGAGGGGUAGUGGUCCUGGCCAAGAGCUUCAAUGAGAAGAGAAUCAAAGAGAACUUCGAGGUACAGGCUGGUCACUGUCUCUCCAGAGUGGGGAAUGGGUGCUGUACUAGGGGCCAUCUCUCUUGCCUUUCAGCACGUACCCAUGUUCAUUUCUUCCCAUGCAUGUCUCCCUGUCCCUCCAUGCGGGUGCAGACGGUCAGCGUUCCUUCUCUGACAGCAGCGCUCCUGGACCCUGUGCGCCCUGCAGCUGUGGCUUUUGAGAUGCCCAUCAGACGCUAA